GGACGGAGCCAGUAGGUGAGAGGGUUGGGGCUUGUGGCUCCUGCCUCGGUGGCGCACACGAGACCCGAGAGCGGCCGAGGUGAGAUCGCUGCGCCGUCGGAGCUGUCCACUGCGCCGUGGUGCUGAACUGCACAUUCUCCCUGCGUCUCCUGCGUCGGCGCUUGAUGAUAUUUUGGGAAAAGGAUUAACAACCUCCCCUUUGGCUGCUCGUAGGUGCAAACUUCUCCGGAGGACAUCGCUCUCUCUUCUCUCUCUCUCUCUCUCUCUCUACACACACACACACACACACGUCGGAGAUUUCAGCCGUGGAUUUGGACCGGAGCUCGAGAUUAUCACAUAUAUAAUAGUUUGUGGAGAAGUGUUGCAUCCUCACCGUCCCAUCGCUAAUCUCGCUUGGAUUAUUCUCCUGGAUGGUUUACGUCUGGACACACAGGAAAAGACCAAUGACGACGGCCAGAUGGUGGUCGGCGGCAAUUUUCCUGUUGGGGCUCGCUGCGCCCGGCGCCGACGGGAGGCCCGACAAGGACGGCUUUGGAGCGCCGCCCUAUCGACCAGUCGUGAGAUUCCGACACAAGCAGGAUGGGAUCCCGGAGAGCUUGAAGAUAAAGGGUUUCAUGGGACACAAUGGCUUCCCCGGUCCGUGUGAACACAAGUACUGUGGCCUGGGGCGCCACUGCGUCGUCGACCGGGAGAUUGGCCAGGGGGAGUGCAAGUGCUUGGAUCACUGUAAACCGCACUACAAACCCGUGUGCGGCUCGGACGGGACGCUGUACCCCAACCACUGCGAGCUCCACCGGGCCUCCUGUCACAGGGGACGCAGGAUUACCAUCGUGCACAGCGAGGAGUGCUUCUACAAGGAUGAUAACUGCAGACUGAGCGACUACCGUCGGCUGAAAACCAAGACCCUGGAUCUGCAUGACAAGCGGUACACGGGGGCCCGCGUGCACGGCGCCCACAAGGACAACAUGGCCGCCAGGCGGCAACUGGUCGACAUGAUGUUCAAGCGCUUCGAUGCGGAUAACAGCGGCCGGAUCGAUUCCGGCGAGCUCUCCCAGGUCAUCAAGCAGGAGGGUCUGUCCAAGGACGUUUCCGAGUGCACACUGUUUGACCUGCUGAAGUACAACGACGUCAACGACGACGAGCACCUGACCAAAGACGAGUUCUACACAGCCUUCGACGUCUACCUGCUCAGCCUUCCGGACGACCAGAGAGUGAGCGUCGCCACGGCGACGGUCGGCCAGAGCGCCGUGUUGACCUGUGCCAUCGCGGGGGAACGGAGGCCUCCCAUUCUCUGGAAGCGAAACGAUCAGUACCUGAACCCCCUGAACCUGGAGGACAUCAAUAUCCCAUCUCAGGACUUUGGGGAUGAUGGCUCAUUGUACAUCACCAAGGUGACAACAACCCACAUGGGCAACUACACCUGUCACGCCGACGGCUAUGAGAAACUCUUUCAGACCCAUACCCUUCAAGUCAACGUUCCUCCCGUCAUCCGGGUUUACCCGGAGAGCCAAGCGCGGGAGCCGGGCGUCACUGCCAGCCUGCGCUGCCACGCCGAGGGUCUUCCCCGCCCGCAGCUGGCCUGGCUGAAGAACGGCAUGGACAUCGCGACCAAACUGUCCAAGCAGCUCACCCUGCAAGCUAAUGGAAGCGAGGUGCACAUCAGCAACGUCCACUUCGAGGACACCGGCGCCUACACCUGCAUCGCCAAGAACGAGGCGGGCGUGGACGAGGACAUCUCUUCGCUCUUUGUGGAGGACUCGGCGCGCAAAACUUUGGCGAACAUCCUGUGGCGAGACGAAGGUCUCGGCAUUGGCAACAUGUUCUAUGUGUUCUACGAAGACGGCAUAAAAGUCAUCCAGCCGGUGGCGUGCGAGAUACAGCGGCACAUCAAGCCCAGCGAGAAGCUGCUGGCUCUGCAGGAGGAGGUGUGCCCCGCCUCACCGGGCGAGGCGGUCCAGAGGUGUGUGUGGUCAUCAGCGGUCAACGUCAAGGACAAGUUCAUUUAUGUGACGCAGCCAACCUUGAAUCGAGUGCUGAUAGUGGACAUCCAGUCUCAGAAGGCUGUCCAGACGGUCAGCACCGAUCCCUAUCCCGUGAAGCUCCACUACGACAAAUCUCACGACCAGGUGUGGCUGCUCAGCUGGGGAGACGUGGAGAAGAACUUCCCCACACUGCAGGUGAUCAACCAGGCCGCCGGAAGAGUCUCCCACCACACCGUCCACACGCAGCCGGUCGGCAGGCGCUUCGACAGGGUGGAUGACUUCUUCAUCCCCGCCUCCAGCCUCAUCGCCAACCACGUCAGAUUUGGCCUCAUCGUUCAUCGAAAUGAGCCUGUCCUCCACAAGAUUGACCUGGAGACAACGUCCUAUGUGAAAAACAUCAGUUUGUGGGAGUAUAACUGCAUCCCCAAGUCUGUGGCCUACACCCAUCUUGGCGGCUACUACUUUGUCAACUGCCGACCUGACUCCACCGGUGCUACACAGCCCCAACUCAUCUUGGACAGUGUGACGGAUAGUGCAAUUGGACAAAACCGCGACGUCACCGGCACCCCUUACAUGUCUCCAGACGGUCAUUACCUGGUCACCGUCGAUGACGGCGAUGGCUUGAUGAGGAUCCAGACCAUCUCGGAUCGGGGAGAGAUCCAGGAACCGUUCGACAUCCACACGAACCUUCACCUGUCCGAUCUGGCCUUCCAGCGCUCCUUUACGGAGGUCCACCAGUACAACGUGUUCGGGAGCUCUGGCCGCCAGACGGACGCUUUGUUUGUGGAACUGAGCACUGGCAAAGUCAAGAUGAUCAAGAGCUUGAAGGAGGCCACAAAGUCCUUUGAAUGGCCGUGGAGCGGCAGGAACAGGGUAAUGGCAGGCAGCGGACUGUUCGGUCAGUACCUCAUGACCCCGUCAAGGGAGUCCCUCUUCAUCCUGGACGGACGGCUCAACAAGCUCAAUUGUGAGAUCACGGAUGUCCUCAAAGGCAACGUGGUGGUAUGGGUUGGCGAGUCUUAGGUUGGUAACAUCAAGAGCCGAGGAGCUUUGGUUUUGUCAAAGUUACUGUUGCACUGAAUUCUGUUGCAGAUUCUUUAAUUUUGUGGGAGUACAAUGGUGAAAAACCACAGUUUCAGAAACCAAAUUGACCAUUUGUAAAUCCAUUGGAUGGAGAACCUUCAUCCAAAUACAACUACAAGGGAGUAAUUGAUUGAUAUUGUCUUAAAGCCAAGUUGAAAUCAUUGUUUUCCACUGGGUGGUUUGUCUUUAAGUCAACAUAAAGUUGCUUGCUGGUAAAAAAAAUAUUUUCAGGAAAAUUGGUAUGGAUCCGUAAACCUUGCAUUACUAUUCAGUCAGUUGUUUUCAGUGUGUGGGAAUGCUGUAGAUAAUCUCUGAACAAAAAACUAAUAUCUAAGUGAAUUGGCAGAAAUAGAUAUAUAUACUGUAUAUGUCCAGAUGAACUCUUGUAAUUUAAGUUUGCCCAUCCCCAACUUUUUCCUGUGCCUUCAAGGAAAAUUGCCCUCCAUCAGAGGAAUUAGUGUAAUUAUUCCCAGUAUGACUGCAAAGUACACCUCUUCCCGUGACCCCAUCCAUUUGUGGUGAGCGUCGUUACUCACAAAUCUGGUCUUUCCGUCCGUCCAACGCAGCCGACUCGGUCUAAUUAAAAUGAGCCCUUGCUGUGAUCCCAUCCCGUUUGAAGUGGAUACAGAGACUGAGUGGUUCAUUAUGUUUGUGCGCUCUGUAACCUUUGAUCCGAUCUCAUAACCGGCUUCGGAAGGUUCUGAAUGAAAUCGUAUUUUUUCCUUUUUUAGUCCAAAGCCGAAAAAUGUAAGUCAGUGGCGAUGUCGAAUUGUACCAGCUUUAUGCACAAUGCACACAUUGUGAGUUAGUGUGUCAAAAUCCCUAGCAAUGAGUCAAUAGAGCACUUGCGUGUGUGAAGAAAAUCCAAUCAUAACUUAAAAAUCCCUGGAUCAAACAAAAAAAAAAAAGCGUAGUAGAGUUUAAUAGAAAGACGUGUGGAGAACAUGCAUUGUCUGCUCUGUUCGAACGGCGUGUUUCAAGUGGAUGUUUUAAUAUGAAGUAAUGAUGAGCUAGCACACUGGGGAGUGGGGUAGUUGUGUGUGUGUGUAGAAGGGUCUUUGAGGAUAAGCUUUGAUUACGAGUAACAACUCGCUCUGAAUCCUCCUGCAGUAGAUUCAUAGCUGGCAAAGACAAAGAAACCGAUUCCUAUAGCUGGACACAUUUCUAUGCAUUUUCACCCUAGCACUCUCUGACUCUGUGAAUCACAACGGGCAACUGUAUAUCUCAAAUUUAGUAUGGACUUUUGAUGUGUACAGAUGAAAUGAAGUCUUUCUGUCUUUCCUGUUAGAUCUUACUCAUAUAUAUGUUUUAGUUUUACUUUAAUUUAAGCUUUUUUUCCCCCUCCCCGUCACGCUGUUUUCCCCAAACUCUACACUCGACUGUACUGCUGAUGAUGAUGACCACGACCUCUGACCUUUCUCUCUACGUUCUGUACAUAGCAGCUGACUGUGAGUCCAUUAGUUUCCCAUGAAUGUACAAAUCGGCGCAGGUUGUGUUUGUUUUUUCCCGAGCCGAUGAUCAAGCAAACUCCUUUUUAAGAAAUGAAAACACACCGCUGUCAUUGUCGACAUCCUGUACCCAAGCACAUUGUGAUCACCAACACUGUCUUCACCUCCAUAUAGCCAUGUCUUGUAUGUUCACUCAUGUGAUUGUUAUUUAUAUAGAGAAAAACACGCUUGUCAUUUUAUCCAACAAUAAAAACUAAACCAUGA
Molecule: messenger RNA, 4777 nt
Organism: Scophthalmus maximus (turbot)
Lineage: Eukaryota; Metazoa; Chordata; Actinopteri; Pleuronectiformes; Scophthalmidae
Gene: fstl5
Product: follistatin-like 5
Exons: 17
Coding region: 411-3005 (864 amino acids)
Biological process (GO): multicellular organism development; regulation of BMP signaling pathway; cell differentiation
Molecular function (GO): protein binding; calcium ion binding
Source: RefSeq, a predicted model, not a curated record